AUGUAGCCGUAGAUAUGUCCUGUAUCACCGUAGAGCAACACAUGCAUAGGUACUUGUAGGCCUACAUUGGACGUGUUACGGCUGUAUCAGAACCCCUUGAUCGUGACAUAGGCCUAUCGUGCAUGGCAUGAGACCCCUGAACAAUACGAUUUUUGGCUAAGAGGACUUUUACAUCAUGUGUGUGUGCUCAUGGGUCCAAUGUCCAGGCAGAAUGAAUAAUAUCGGCGAAUACAUUCACUCUAAUGUGAUGCAGUCUGUCUGCUUUAUUGGAGUAGGCCUGUAAACGCAUCCACACCCAGUCUUCCAGAUCCCGGUAAGCAGUGAGUGAAGUUGAUUCCGUCCUCCUCCAUGAUCAUGCCUGGUCCACGAUGAUUGUUAGGCCCUAGCUCAAAAACCAUGAUAACAUGUGAUACGGCAAGACUUUAUACAUGACCGCACAGGCGCUUUGUUACUGUACAUAAUGGGUACGGGAAGCUCAUUUCCCAACGAUGAGGAUGCCGACAUGUCUGACAGUAACCCUGGUGUCAUCAAGCGCAUCCCCAUUGAGCUGAAGCCUCGGAAGAGCCUGGGGGGGACCUUGCGAUCCGUCGGCUCUUUUGGCAGACGACAGAAAGGAGUGAGUCUGAGGUCUGCCCUCUCUGUGGACUUGGACAGUUCCGAGGUGGAUAAAGUCCGCCGAGAGUUUGAGAUGUACAAGAUUGGCAAACAGAAUGAGAUGAGCGAUCUGAUCAAGAAAGAGAAGAAGUUGGAAAGUGAAAACAAACGGCUGCGGGCCGAACUGCAGGCUAUGCAGAAAACGUGCAAUAAACUCCGCCAGGAGCGCGACAUGGCUCUGGAUGCAGAGUACCAGGCUUUGGAGAGGGCAGCCGCCUUUGAACAAGACAGGAAUAAAGUACAACGUCAAUUUAAGAUUUUCCGCGAGACAAAAGAGAGCGAAAUUCGCGAUCUUCUGAAGGCGAGAAGCAGCCUGGAAGCCACAUUACACAGGACUGUUCCUCCCCUUAAUGGAGAAAACGGGGUAGUCAGGUCACUUGAUGCAGGCAAUUCCUACCCAGGUGACUGGUGGACAGCGUUGGAGAGUGAGCCCUCGCUUGGCAGUGUGUCCCAACUCCAGAUGUUACCAAGGGGACAAGAGGUCUCCCCUAAUCUCACUGACAUUGACAGUACCUUCACAAGUCUAAACAGAGGAGAGGACAGCCCUGUCUCUGUUGUGGCAUGGAACCAAGUCAUGCUGAGCCUACCUCAGACCUCGCAGUUCAAUGUCAUACGUGUCUACCUGUCUGCCCCGGAGGACAUGCUGGAUGAGGUGGCGAUUAUGGAGAAGGAAUUUGAGCCCAAACUGAGGGAGCUCUGUGAGCUGGAGGGGCGUUUUUUCCUGCUGGUCCACCUGCCUUUCUCUGAGCAGAGAAUGAAGGAAUGUUCAGAUGAUGAGCUGUCAAAGGUGUACAGCAUGUACAAGCGACUGGUGCAUGACUGCAGUAUCUUUCUGGCCUUUUUAGGAGAGCAAACCAAUCGGUUCACCCGUGAUGAGUAUGAGCUUGGCCAUCUCAAUAGCCCUGGAGCCAAGUCGGCCAUCUUUUGCUUCAGCAAUCCAGCAUUCAGAGGAUGUAAACCCAGUCAAGGAGAAGCCAAAGAACUGAAGAGCCUCGUCAACAAGACGGGGUGUGCUAAGAUCGUCAACAGUUACAAUGAGCCCAGGGACGGUGUGGAGCAAGCGUUUGCUGAGCUGAGGAAAGGCAUUCAGUUGGAGCUUGGUAUCGACACAUCAGAGGAGCCCAAACACAAAUAUGCCCAGACUGAACUGGAUUCAUCCUACGAGGAUCUGUGCGCCAGCUGUCAGUGGGACAUGCAUGGUGACGGUGAGCAGCGGGAGAUGUUCAACACGGCAUCCAUCUCGUCCUGUGAACUCGGCUUUGAAAAGCACUACGAGAGAUUAAAUGAGCAUGUUGCUGCCGCUGGCCCUCUACCGCCGUUCCUCGUGAGCGGCAUCCCAGGCUCAGGCAAGUCCCUGCUCCUGGCCAAGUGGAUCUCUCUUUUUCAGAAGAGGAGUCCCAGCAGUCUGGUGGUCUAUCACUUCGUCGGCAGCCCCGCCUCCUGCAGUGCCAAUGCAGUCAGCAUGAUACGUCGAAUCACAGCUCAGCUGAUACAGUAUGUGACGUCACCCCCGGCCCUGACCUGUGACCCCAACAGACUCUUGGAUGAGUUCCCCAAGUGGCUGGAGAGAGUUUCAUCUCGUCUUCCAGGAGGAAUCAUUCUAGUCAUCGAUUCCUUGGACAGAAUACAGAAUGCUGAGAACCACUUACAGUGGUUGCUGGACCCUCUACCCGUUGACAUCCGAGUCAUAGUAACUGCUAAUCCUGACAAUUGUCUUCCUGCCUGGAGAUCCUGGCCCACGCUCCACUUGGAGGCCCUCAGCCCCCGCCAUGCCAAGGAGCUCCUCCACUCCCUCAACCAGGAGCGCAACUUCCUGCUCAGCGGGGAGCAGGAGGCUCAUGUGGUCUCCCACUGUCGCACCCCGGCCUCCCGUCUCCCGCUCUACCUCGCUGUGCUCGUGGACCAGCUGGCACAGACAGCCAGCGGGACAGUGACGGAUGCUAAGCUGGAUGCCUGCCUGCAGCACGCCGACACGGUGGAGAUCUAUCGACAUGUGCUGGAGUCACUUGAGGAACAGUAUGAGGGCAAUGUUGAAAGGGGAUUGGUCAAGAGAAUAUGUCAGCUGGUCUAUGUGUCUCGUAAUGGUGUAUCUGAAUCGGAGCUGUUCCAGUUAAUCCCUGACCUGACGUGGGUCACGUGGGCUCCUUUGUGUUACGACCUUCUGGAUUGCCAUGUCUUCACAUACCGGGCUGGCUCCUUGACUUUUGCACAUGAACAGGUUCAGGAAGCGGUACAGUUGAACUACUGCAUGGGCGUGCAUGAACAAGACCUCACCUCCACAACACAGCUUCUCAUCGGGUUUUAUUCCAAACUGCUUCAGCCGGGCAGUGUGACGGCUCGCCUUGCGGACGAGCUCCCGUUCCUGAUCCAGUCCACAGGCGACAGCCAACAGUUGCGGGAAUGCCUGUCCAACCUCUGCGUCUUCCGCUUGCUGUACACCAGGGGGCGGUGUUCAGAGUUGCUGGACUUCUGGGGAUCGGUCGGCGUAGACAGGCAGGGUGUGGCUAGCAUCUACUUUGACACAGUCAAAAAAGUGGAAGAGGUGUACGCUGGUGUACUUUCUCUACCCACAAUAGCCUUUCUGCAUGAGAUGCUGGGCCGAUUUCUGAAAGACAUGGGACUUCUCAUUCAGGCUGUGCGUCCUCUGCAGCGAGCACUGGAGAUCCGUGAGUCCAUGGACCCAGACCACCCCAGCGUGGCACAGUCCUUCCACCUCCUGGGGGGUCUCCACGGCCAGUGGGGCAAGUACGCCACGGCCGAGGCCUACUACAAGCAGGCCCUGGAGAUCAGCGAGAACGCCUACGAUGGUGAUCACCCCACGGUGCUGAAAAUGCUGGAAUCACUGGUGGUGCUAUACAAGAAACAGAACAAGCAUGAACAAGCCGAGCUGUUGCAGAAGAGAGUUACAGCCAUACUCAAGCGCAUGCAGCCCCCGCACGUCCCACCCCACCAGAAGAGUGCCCUCAAUGCCCUGAAGAAGCGCAGCCUUCAGCUGCAGGAGAUGGCCACAGGGCCGGACUCCCUGGAGUUGGCCAAGACGCUGAAUGAGCUCGGGGUGCUGUACUACCUCCAGAACAAUAUCAGCAAUGCAGAGCAGAGCUUCCAACGAUCCUUGUCCAUACGUGAGGCGUUACUGGGAGAGCAGCAUCUCGACGUUGCACAGUCUUUAAAUAACCUGGCGGCCCUGUACAAUGACUCCAACGAUCUGACGAAGGCCGGUGUCCUUUACGAGCGAGUGCUGAGCAUAAGGAAAUCUCUCUUGCCAGGCGACCAUCCUACAGUGGUCUCGUCGAUACGGAACCUGGGAAUGCUGUAUCGUAGACAGGGUAAAUACACUGAUGCUGAGCCAUUGUACAUUCAAGCCGUGGAAACUAAAGAGAGAUGCCUAGGUGGAAAUCAUUCCAGUGUGGCCACAGCGUUGGUCAAUCUGGCCGUAGUCUACUGCCAGCAGAGGAAGCACACUGAAGCCCUUCCGCUGUACGAGCGAGCACUGCGGAUCUACGAGGAAAACCUGGGUCCCCACCACACCAAGGUGGCAGAGACGCUGCGCAACCUUGCCGUCCUGCGCUACGAACAGGGUGACUUCCAGAACGCUGCCACUCUCUACAAGCGCGCCAUGGACAUCAAAGAAAUGGAGGCGGCCUUUGCAAAGAAGCCCUUCUCGCGACGAUCGUCGAGCGGGGGAUCGUCGGCUGUUAGGCCCAUCAUCCCAAUGAGCCCACAACUUCUGCUCAGUGACAGCAGGUAGUGAAGGGCUGAAUGUUAAGGGCUUAUGCGGACUGCACCGUAUAAGAAGUAUAAUUGAACAGCAUAUUCCAAGUUAACUUUAUAGAUCAAGAACACUUCCAGUAUUUGAAACCCACAUAAAUGUGAUAGGCUCUGGGUUCUUCAUAGCCUGAAAAGUUUGAUGUACCUGUACAGUAUAUUUCUGUUACAGUGACUAGCCAGCAGAGCUUAUUUGUCUAUGCAAAUCAUUCCGUCCAGAACUCUCUGAAAUUUGUUUAAGCUGAUGGGGUGCAGGUGGACAAACUUUCCAUGGAGAAACUCUUGUUUGGAAACCAACCAAUUCAGAGCUUGCAUUAUUGCAUUAUAAUGCAUCCGUAAUUCAGUGGGGUUGGCAAGAAAGGUGUUGGUUCAACAAUCCAAUGGUCUUUUACCCAAUCCAACUGCCAAAUGUACCAAAGGUUGUAGUCUUUGGACCCCAACAUAAUAAGCCUUUUGCGAGUUAAAUUUGAGUAAAAUCUUGUACACUGAGUUACCUGACUGCACAUAAACAUAACGAUUUGAAUUCCCCAGACUAAAGAUACUGUUGCUGUACCUCAUGAUUUGUGGCAAGCUUUGCAUAGCAAUUACCUUCUCUAGAAUGGACUGGUUCCUUUGUGCCCCUCUUAUCCAUUGAAAACCGUGUGUCGGUGCAAGCUUGCCUCGAGUCAUGAGGUACAGUAUACAUGUAGCGACAAUGUCUUUAGUAAGGAGAAGUCAAAUUGUUAUGUUUACGUGAAUUUUAUAAAGACAGGUGUUAUUCAAAUUUAACUCACAAAAGGCUUAUUGUGAUGUCAAGACAAUUACCAAAACUUCUUUGUACCUUUAACCCUAACGGUGCUGAACCCAACAAGGUUAUGCAGGAUUUCAAUGGUCCCUAGGGGGUUAGGGUUAAUGUUUAAACCUCCACCACUCAAUGUUUACAUGUACAAUGUAUUUGACUGAAUAUUUGUUCAAGCUCUGUUCGCCUUUACUUAAUGCAUCUUGACUGUCUUCCAGUAUUUGUAUUCUGUAAAUAUACAGUGUUUAUUUAUUCAUUUAUACUAUAUGAUGAAGUUGAUACAUUUGUAAAUAAUUUUUACCUUGAAUGAUGCUUUUUUUUAAGAAAGAAGGCUGCAGUAAAUAACCUGACAACGCUUUUACAGACAAUUUGAGUGACAGGGUUUUAUCCAUUCUGGGCCUGACCUUAUCCCCAGCUCUAAAAUUCCACAGGUUGGCUGUCAAUUUCUCUAGACAGUACUUGGAAGAGUACUUCAUCCACACCAAUGGUACAAGUGUGAAACACACAACCUUGUUCUGGGCUUGAGAGGACCAAAUUCUUACACGCACAAAAACUUGGUGAAAAUGUUACCCAUGCAAGGAUGCAUAUAGAUGGAUCCAAGUGUGUCCACACUGAGGACCAAAAAUGGAAACAAAGUUUCUCUUUUUUGUAAUACGAUAGAACUGUGUUUGUGCCUCAUGCAAUUUGGGUGUACAUGUAAUAGUUAAGUUGUAAUGGUUAAAAAUUCAUAAAAAUACAUUAGGUAUACAUGCUUAAAACUGCGUACGUGGCAAUGCUAUGGGUGUGAUACACUUCCUUUGGAAAGCAUGCAUUUUGAAAAUAGUUUUAAAGUUCAAGCAAAUUUUUCCAGCAUACACAUAUAUACUGGGUGAUUAAGGAUACAUGUGUACAUGUAUGUCUAUACAUUUACAUGUAUCCUUAAUCACCCAGCUGAAUGUGAUGUUUCCCUUUACUCAUGGCUUUCAUGUGCUAGCCUUAUUUCUGAUGAAGAUUAUUGAUACCAAAUCAUGCUGACACUACCUAUUUGAGAUAUUUCCUUGAAACCUCAACAUCUCUAUACACUUAAAAAAUUUCUAGCAGUGCUCCAAGAAUCAGGCUCGCACACAGCAUGAAUGCCAGAGGUGCCUUAGCCACAGUUGUGAGAUAUUGUGGCAAGAGUUUUAAGAAUUUUUUAAUCACAUUUUGGUCUCAACUAGACUGGUCACCUGUCUUGUCUAUAAUAAAUAUCCAUCUUUGCGGUGCAA
Acanthaster planci (crown-of-thorns starfish) is the source of this 6441-nucleotide messenger RNA. RefSeq names its product nephrocystin 3 (gene nphp3). Gene Ontology annotation, molecular function: protein binding. NCBI's taxonomy places the organism in Eukaryota, Metazoa, Echinodermata, Asteroidea, Valvatida, Acanthasteridae. The record is from RefSeq and is a predicted model, not a curated record.